Molecule: messenger RNA, 3440 nt
Organism: Panicum hallii
Lineage: Eukaryota; Viridiplantae; Streptophyta; Magnoliopsida; Poales; Poaceae
Exons: 4
Coding region: 239-3235 (998 amino acids)
Biological process (GO): mitochondrial translational elongation
Cellular component (GO): mitochondrial matrix
Molecular function (GO): protein binding; translation elongation factor activity
Source: RefSeq, a predicted model, not a curated record
UCGCUCCAUUCUCCGGACCCUGAGGCUGAGCCCCUUCCAGAUAAGGCUAUAAAUCCCGCGAGCUAAUCCUCUCCCGCUCUCUCCCUCCCCUCCCUCCUCCGCUUCCCCUCUCCUCGGCGACGAGGAGGCGCAGCCCCGCCACCACCGGACCGGCCGGCGGCGUGGUGCGUAUGACCAGGUUCUGAAGGAAUCAAGAGUUUGAUAUAGUUGCUGGGUACUUAAUUCCCUUGAUUCAAAAAUGACGCCAGUGAUUCAUUGUUCUGUCGGCAAUAUUAGCCUGUUUCACAUUGGAAGUAUCAGGACCAGCCGAGAAAUCCAGAUAAGAAGAUUCCAGGGCUCAGCUAGGUAUUCGAGGGUAGCAUCACCAUCACCUCAAAGACUGUUGCAACCACAAACAGCAUUUCACUUGAUCAGUAUUUACAAAAGAAGAAGCUGGUCCUCAGCCCAGAGGCAAAGAACCUUGUCUGCUGCGACUAUUGGAACUGAUGUCACAGUGGAGGAUCAGAAUCCAUCCCCCUCAGGAGAAACUUCCGAUGAAAACUCUGAGGCGGGACCUGAUGCUGUUGAAGCAAGUGAGCAGGCUGAGGCUAGCAUGGACCAAGCUUCUUCUGCCCGUAAAUUAGGACGCAACAUACGGAAGAGCGAGAUGCCUCCACUGACUGAUGAGGAUCUAGUUCCUGGUGCAUCUUUUACUGGGAAGGUGAGGUCUAUUAAACCAUUUGGAGUUUUUGUUGACAUUGGAGCAUUCACGGAAGGCCUUGUCCAUAUCUCCCGAGUAAGUGAUGGGUUUGUAAAAGAUAUAUCUUCGCUCUUCACUGUUGGACAAGAAGUGUCGGUCAGAUUGCUUGAAGCAAAUAAGGAAUCAGGGCGCAUCUCUCUUACUAUGCGGGAAGGUGAUGACUACGUCAAGCCAAAAAAGGAAGCACCUAAUGCUGCAACUGGUGGGCGGAGUGCCACUGCGACUCCCAGAAGCUCACCUAGGCAGACAAAGGAAAGACAGGACGCCAAGGCAACAAGCGAGUCAAAAUAUGCACCAGGGCAAUCUCUGAAUGGCACUGUGAAAAGUACAACAAGAGCUGGGACAUUUGUGACACUACCUGAUGGGAGCGAAGGGUUCCUUCCCAGAGAAGAGGAAGCAGUUGCAUUGUUUACCCUUAUUGGGCAAUCUGCAAUGGAAGUUGGUAAACAAAUAAGGGUUAAAGUAUUGAAUGUAGCACAAGGUCAGGCCACUUUGACAAUGAAAGACGUGGAAGAUGAUGAAGAUGAUUUGCAAACGCUGAACAUGGAGCUUAAGCGGGACUGGUCCAGAGGAACUAAUGCGUUUGAAUUGGCUUUCCGUAGGAACAAGGAGAUCUCUGCAUUCUUGGAUCAGAGGGAAAAGACAAAAGUGCCGGAAGUACAAGCAGCUACUGGAUUAGCAGUAGUUGAAGCUGAUAGUUCAGCUUCUACUACAGAAACUGAAGGAAAAGAGGAGGUUAGCUCUUCCAUAGAAGCUGCCACCACUAGUAUCGAGGAAGCUGCUCCGGUGGAUGAGGAAAGUGGUGGAGAAUUGAGCUCUGUGGCAGAAGUAGCAACUGAUAUUCCUGCCCCUGUAUCUGAGGCCUCUUCUCAGGAGGGAAUUGAGGAUUCAACUUCUGUGGCAGACGCUGCUGAUGACCAAACUGUAGAAUCUGGAAGCGCAUCUACAAUUGGUGUUGAGCUGUCCUCCAAUGGGGUCCCAGAUAGUACUGGUGUGUCUUCAGUUUCAGAAACUGAGGAUAAACCCGCCGAGCCUGAAGAAUCUUCAGCAGUAGAAGAGGUUCCUGUAACUGCAAGUAUCGGGUCAGUCGAGCCAGCUACACCAGCUGAGGCGAGUGAGAAAACUGGUGCCGAGGUUGCUGCUGCUGGAGUUGAACAAGCAAGCACAACUACAGCAGCCACUAUUUCUCCUUCCCUUGUGAAGCAAUUGCGUGAAGCAACUGGAGCAGGCAUGAUGGACUGCAAAAAGGCUCUUGCAGAAACAGGGGGUGACAUUGAGAAAGCGCAAGAAUUCCUACGAAAGAAAGGGUUGGCAGCUGCUGACAAGAGGGCCGGCAGAGCGACUGCUGAGGGAAGAAUUGGUUCUUACAUACAUGACAGCAGGAUUGGGGUCCUUAUUGAAGUGAAUUGUGAGACCGACUUUGUAUCCCGAGGUGACAUCUUCAAAGAUUUAGUUGAUGAUCUUGCCAUGCAAGUUGCUGCUUGCCCUCAAGUGCAGUAUGUCUCUAUUGAUGACGUCCCUGAGGAGGUUGUGAAGAAGGAGACAGACCUGGAGAUGCAGAGGGAGGACCUCUUGUCAAAGCCAGAGCAGAUCCGGGCUAAGAUUGUUGAAGGUCGUGUAAAGAAGAGGCUUGGAGAAUUUGCAUUGUUCGAACAGCCAUUCAUAAAGAAUGACAAGGUCACAAUAAGUGAAUGGGUGAAGCAAACCAUAGCUACAACUGGAGAGAACAUGAAGGUCACGAGAUUUGCCCGGUACAACCUCGGUGAAGGGUUGGAGAAGAAAAGCCAGGAUUUUGCUGCUGAAGUUGCAGCCCAGACAGUAGCGAAGCCACCGCCAUCUGCUCCUUCAAAGGAGGACAAGCCUGCUGAAACGACAGAAUCUGCUGAAAAGAAGCCAGCUGUUGCAGUUUCAGCUGCAUUGGUAAAGCAACUUCGCGAUGAAACUGGUGCUGGUAUGAUGGACUGCAAGAAAGCGCUGGCUGAGACUGGUGGUGACCUUCAGAUGGCUCAGGAGUUCCUGAGGAAGAAGGGUCUCUCAUCUGCAGACAAGAAAUCAUCUCGCCUAGCUGCUGAAGGCCUUAUUGGCUCCUACAUCCAUGACAACCGCAUUGGAUGCAUGAUUGAGGUCAACUCCGAGACUGAUUUUGUGGCUCGCAACGAGAAGUUCAAGGAGCUUGUGAAUGACCUCGCAAUGCAAGUGGUGGCCUGCCCACAGGUUGACUAUGUCUCGGUGGAGGACAUCCCAGAGAGCAUCAUCAGCAAGGAAAAGGAUAUUGAGAUGCAGAGGGAGGACCUGCAGUCCAAACCUGAGAAUAUCAGGGAGAAGAUUGUCGAAGGGCGGAUAGCAAAGAGGCUCGGGGUGAUGGCCCUCCUGGAGCAACCCUAUAUCAAGGAUGACAGCAAAACGGUGAAGGAUCUUGUGAAAGAGAUGAUUGCCUCCCUUGGGGAGAACAUCAAGGUGCGGAGGUUUAUCCGGUACACCCUUGGCGAGGAUUGAUUGAUAAGACGGUGACCUCAGUUACCGUAGUUGGGCACAUUUUGAUUCGAGAAGGUGCAUAGCUGUUGUUAGUUUGUACUCAGUUCCAUCUGUAAUUUUGUAUCACCUGUUACUACUCUUCCUUGUUCAAAAGAAAACUUCUUAGCACUCCUCUGUAGAUUACAAGAGAGGUCAAUAAAGCAUUACAACAUUACGGCAAAUUAAA